Ylistrum balloti is the source of this 16261-nucleotide messenger RNA. Its product is annotated as probable E3 ubiquitin-protein ligase HERC1. Gene Ontology annotation, molecular function: protein binding; ubiquitin-protein transferase activity. The record is from RefSeq and is a predicted model, not a curated record. NCBI's taxonomy places the organism in Eukaryota, Metazoa, Mollusca, Bivalvia, Pectinida, Pectinidae. Bases 1 to 14403 code for a protein of 4800 amino acids. The transcript is spliced from 75 exons.
AUGGCUGUAAAUGUACACAUACAUUCCAAGUUUGGGGAGCACUUCCAUUCCAGUUGGGUGCUAGAAGACUGUGAAAUGAUAGCAAUGCCUAGUGGCAUGGAUGGAUUUUACCAAAGACUUAUCACCAACAAGGAGGUUAAUGAAUUGCCACUGCAGGCUAUCAACUUGCGGGGUCCAACUCUCCCAGACUUUGACAAUGAUGGAGUCAGUGCAGAUGAACAAGAACAUUUGAUUAAUGCUUUACUGGGAUCCCAGCUUAAUUUAGCUAAAACUGUAUGUAGUUUAUCCAAUUUUUCAAAGUCUCUUUACAAAAGACUUGUGGUUCUACAGAGAAUAUACACAGCCGUGUCUGUCAAACACCACAACAAAUUUUGCCUCACGUCUGGCGUAGAUAAAUCUGAACUUAUUGGAGGGAUGCGAUCAGGAAAAGUGUUUGAAAAAACAGAAGGUGUUGCUUCAUGUGUGUCAGAGUCGCAGAGAAAUACAGCUUUGUUAGAACUUGGUGUUAAAACAGGGUUGAGUUUGCUGUUUUCACUAUUAAAGCAAAAUUGGAUGUUAGCUGGAAAGUUGCAGCAUUUUUGUAUAUGUAAUGAUAUUCUACAAACUGCCAUUUCUGUUGUAUCGUCUUUUCCACCCCUUUCUCUUGCUAAUGAAGCAAAGAUUACUCAUCUAGGUAUUGAAUCUUUGAACGAAGUCAACAAAUUUUUACGACAAGCUGCUAGUCCACAGUCUGGAGCAGAUUUAGAAGGACAGCGUCUUGCAUCAGAACUUAUGAUCUCCCUGGCUGCUCAGCGCGGCUCACUUUGUUAUGUGCUUGAUUGGGUGGAUAUGGCACUACACACGUCUGUAACAGUUCUCUGUGAUCAGAAAGGAGAGGAAAAAACAGAAGCUGGGAAAAUCAAUUGGAAAUUCUUUACCGAUAUUGUGACGCAGAUGAUCAAAUCAGUGGGAGGACCACCGACAUUGACUUCAAUGUUUGCAAGAAACCCACCAGUAGACCAGAAUGGCUUAGUCCCUCUCUACUUAGCUGCAGUUGUACUUUUGGAAGAGCUUUACAGUUUAGCUGCAGAUUACGAGAGUAAUUGCUGUCUGGGCCCUGAUGAGAACUCCAACAAUUCAUUGACUUCUAACAGCAACAACAAUAUGGGCACUGGAGCUGGAGGUAGCUGUGAGGUUUACAUCUGGGGCAGCAACAGCAGUCAUCAACUGGCUGAGGACAGACAGGAAAAAAUACUAGCACCAAAACAAGCCACAUCUUUUAAAGAGUGUCAACAAAUCGAGGCAGGUCAGUUCUGUUCAUUUGGAAUACACACUGAUGGCUCUAUCAGUGCUUGUGGCAAAGGCAGUUAUGGACGACUAGGUUUGGGAGACUCCAACAACCAAACAACACCCAAAAGAUUAAAUUUUGAACCCAACAGGAAAAUAAAGAAAGUCUCAUCAUCGAAGGGAUCUGACGGACACACACUGGCUCUGUCAACUGAUGGAGAAAUAUACAGCUGGGGAGAUGGGGAUUAUGGCAAGCUUGGUCAUGGCUCAAGUUGUACAGUGAAAUAUCCUAAGCUUGUCCUAGGACCAUUGGCAGGGAAGAUUGUGAAGUGUGUAGCAGCUGGUUAUAGACACAGUGCUGCAGUUACAGAGGAUGGGGAACUUUACACAUGGGGUGAAGGGGACUAUGGCAGACUGGGUCAUGGUUGCAGCAACAGUAAAAGUUUCCCUACACGAGUGGCAGAUAUUUCCAGCGUGGGUCAGGUCAGCUGUGGGGGCUCCCACACCAUGGCUGUCUCUCAGGAUGGCAAACAUGUCUGGUCAUUUGGGGGAGGAGACAAUGGAAAACUUGGACAUGGAGACACCAACAAGCAGUACAAGCCAAAACUGAUUGAAGCCUUGGCUGGUCUUUACAUAAGGAAGGUGGCCUGUGGGAGCCAGGCCUCUAUGGCACUUACCUCGACUGGUCAGUUGUACGCCUGGGGUUGUGGGUCCUGUUUAGGUUGUGGAUCUGAAGAUUUUACUGCCCUUCGCCCACGUCUAGUGGAGGACCUUCAAUCAAAGAGAAUAGUAGACAUAUCUUUUGGAGACAGUCACUGUCUUGCACUCUCACAUGAUAGUGAGGUAUUUGCCUGGGGUAACAAUGCCAUGGGCCAAUGUGGACAGGGUCAUGCCCAGAGUCCGAUCACGCGCCCUAAGAAGGUGUUAGGUCUAGAGGGAGUCAGUGUUCACCAGAUAUCUGCUGGUACCUCCCAUAGUGUGGCUUGGACCUCCCUCCCUACAGACAGACAUGUGGUUGCAUGGCAUAGGCCAUUUUGUGUGGACCUGCAGGAAGCCACAUUUGCAACAUUGAGAUCAUUCCUAGAGCACUACUGUGAUGGCUUUGAUCAGGAUAAACCGCCCAAACCCUUUACAACCAAACAUGAUCAUCAUCACUUCGUCCAGCUGUGUUUGAAGAUGUUGGGUACCCAUCUGUCACUAGCUGUAGCUGGAGGGAUGACCAAUGUGUUCCUCGGGCAGCAAGCUGCACCAAUCAGAAACCUUCUUUUUAGACUCAUAGAUACAAACAUGCCAGCCACCAUACAUGGGAUCGUAACAGAGACACUGUCUGUAGGAGCUCCACUGCUUCUACCUCCUCUAAGAGAGAGAAUGGAACUUCUCCACUCCCUUUUACCUCAAGGACAAGACAGAUGGGAGAGUCUAUCACAAGGGCAGCAAAUGCAGCUGAGUAUCAUCCUAACUAGUCUACAGGAUAAUGGUCACAUUGCCUCCUUGCUUGGCUUCACCGAGUCAUCAGACACGGGGGUGGUAGCUAGUCCUAGAGAGUCAGGCAUGUCUGACCUACAGUUGGCUGCCAUCCUGAUGAAGACCAUCCUCAGAAACCUGGCACAUGAAACAGAACAAUCUCUGAACGAGUAUGAAAAGAAUUUGGAUAAACCUUUGGAUGGAAAUAUCUGUCAGCGCCUGGCACCUCCUCACCUACACAGUCUGUUAUCCUCACUACAUAAACAUCUACUGGCUUACUGUUACAGCAAGGCCAACAACGAUCACAUGAUUGCACCAGCUAUUUCCUUGCUACACCAGCAUAUGUUCCUCAUGUUACCGGUGGCAGAGAACAUUCUGGAGAAAUCCUGUAGUGUCUUGACCAGUCACACCAACUCUCCACAACUCCUCAACUCUGUAGCAGACAUCCUGUACCAUUCUCCGGCUGGUGCCAUGCUGUACCACAUGGUGCACUCUCUGCUGUUGCUGCCAAUAGAGCGAGUUAAUCCCCUCCUCCAUGACCUCAUGGCUUUGUUGCCAAUACUGGAUCGUCUGUGUAAAAUGUUACCAAUAGUCAAUGUACUGGAGGCUAUAGAACUUGAAGGAACUUCUGAAGGGGACUUGGACAAGUGGGUGUGGCUUGUUGACAUGGAAAGGACAUGUGCUACUCUGAUUGGCCAGUGCCUUGGAGGGAUGCUUGUUGGCGUAGCUCUGUCCACACAGGAGAAGAACUGUUCCUACUGGCUGGAGAAAACGUUGUUUGGGAAUGGACCAGAGAUCUCCUCUAUUCAACUUGAGAAAUUUAUCAGCAGUAUACUAGAGUGUUGUCAGGGUCGGCGGACAGAGGUUACCGCCCUGGAACAGCUUGAUCUUGAUGCUGACACCAUCUCGCUGGUAGAAUUGUGCUGUGGUUUUAAGUGUGAAGUUAAUAAUAUUCUAUGGGAGACUAUGAUGGACCAUGGUAAAAGUCAAGACUGGCACACAAGUGAACUGUCUGAUGAAGCAGAGCUUGAUACAGUUUCCAGAUGUCUUCUGUCAGUCUUACUGAAGCAUUGUAAUCUCACUAAGAUGGCUCUGCACAAACGCAGUAUCACUGGAACCCUAGAAACUAUCUUCCAGCAUGUGUUUAAAGUUAGAAGUCAGCUGUAUGAAAUCAAACAGAUGAAGAGUUUGUCUAGCAGCAAGGUGUUGGAGUCACCAGUGUCGGAUAAAACUCCCAAACAUGAAACCUCUGACUUGUCACCAGGGCAAAUGCCAGAAAGGUCAGAGGCUGCAAAAGAAUGGUCUGAAACCUUGGAAGAGGAAGAGGAACAAGAAGACGAUUGCUCAGAACCUUUGUCAGAUGAUGAGGGGACAAUAAAAGAUUUACCACACACAAUACGGGAACAAUCUUUUGAGGAUGCCUGUCUGGACUACCAACAAAGAUGUCUGUUUCUGCUGCUAGGGGUCCGGGCUGCAGUCGCAGAAACGAACUGUUCUGAGACUGGCAUCACUACCACGCCAGUCAUACCUAGGAGAGGGAGUGUUCCUGAUUUAAGUGCUUCAUCAGCCACCCAGGGAACUUUGACAGAGGAGGAUAUCCCACGACAAAGGGAUGGUACAUCAACCCCAGUCUAUAGCGUUGAUGCAAGCUUCAACAUGGGUUCCUUACAACGAGUUAAAGAAAUUCUCCGUAGGUUACGAUGGCAGCAGGAAAGAGCCACAGGUUCUGAUAUCACCAGUUCCUCCAUAAAAGAUCCUGCAAAAACCUUCACUGAACAAGUAGCUUCAGAUGUAUGUAAAUUUGUCACUGGGGAGAUUUUGGAAAACCCAACCGGGACGGGAGAAACUGAUGGAGAGUCAAACAGAAACAAUGAUCCCAGGGAAAUAGCAGUGGCACUGGAGCACCAACAGUCUAGGGCAGAGUCCCGACUUUAUGCACUGAACCAAAUUAAAGAAUUGCUAUCUACAAGAACAGACAAUCAACAGCUUGGCAAGGUAGUGUCUGACCUCACACCAACAACCUUACUCUGCUCGGCUCAUAUUCAGCUCCUCACUGGUUCAUUUAGCUUCUGUGGACCUGUAGAGAGCUCUGGUCAAGGGGCACAACUCUACCACUAUCAGGAUGAAAUUAAAGCUGCAAAAGCCAAGACACAGCAGGAGAUCCAGCUGGCAGUACAUCAGAUCUAUGAAUUACUAGUCAAGGCACUCCAUCAUACAGACAACAUAGACAGCAUUGGAGAAGGAGUUCGUUUGAAGUUACUACUGUGGACCAUCUACUCCCUGAGUAUGAAGUACAAACCUGCAGAUAUCUCCCUGGCUGUGUCUUGUGGUCUGCUGCCCCGCCUCCUGACUCUUAGCCACAGCGAUGCUCCAACAUCAUACAUCCUGCCUUUGACCAAUCGGGACCUACAGCACAGCCAGUUACAAGUGGUUGUUAAGAUGUCUAGUUCUCACCUCCUUAGGCUCAUCACACUCACAUCAGGGGUGUAUGCCAGUAAACUGGGAUCUGGUGUUGUACAAGGAAUUGUGGACCUUCUUUGGAUUCAACUGACCAGUAUGGUAACCUGCAAUGAUUCCUGUCUUCAGCAGGACACAGGGACUACAUACAGAGUGAAGUCACAUGUUCAGCUGGCCAACUUCCUACUGUUUCUCAAGCGAGUAGCCUCUACUAAAACAAUAUUGAAGCUUCUGUCUGCCAAACGCUGGGUUUCCAUGUUCCUUAAUCUUGCCCAACAGAAACAUGUGAUGGUCAAUUCGGACACAGGAUACAGCCUAAGGACUAGACUCAUAGCUGUUAACCUUCUGGAGUCUGUUCUUCUGUCAUGUGAGGAGAGUAAUGAUAACGAAGAUCAUAAACAGAUUGUUGAGGACAUGUUCCAUGGCCUUGCACUCAAUAUGUGGGUUAUUCCACAAUGUAAAGCACUCCAACAGGCCAAACAGAAGAAAGAAGUCCUUCUCCAGAAACUUACAGACUGUGAAAGAAAUGCAUUCAACCAGAGCCUCGAGGAGGACACAGACACAGCUACUUUACAGACAGCAAGCUUUGACAGUGAGAAAUGUCUGAACUGUACUGUUGAAAACUCUCAGACCUUGGUUCACAGUGGAGCAGGCAAGGGCUAUGGUCUUGGUGUCACCCCUAUGACAUCUGGUUGCUAUAAGUGGAAGAUACUAAUAGUGAAGGAAUGUAAGAACAAUGAGGGUACAUGUGUAGGAGUAUCACGCUGGCCGGUCAGCGACUACACUCACAGGAACUCAUCAGAUAUGUGGCUGUACCGUGCCUACAGUGGCAACCUGUACCACGGCGGAGAGGCCCCCCAGACAUUACCACCAUUCACUCAGGGAGAUUACAUCACUGUUCUCCUCGACAUGGAUGCUCGCACACUAUCUUUUGGAAAAAAUGGAGAGGAUGUGAAGCUUGCUUUUGAGGACAUUGAAGCUUCUGAGCUGUAUCCCUGCGUCAUGUUCUAUAGUAAUAACCCAACAGAGAAGGUCAAAAUGACAGACAUGCAGCUUUGUGAGAACACAAGGGACCUUCUGCCUGGGGAUCCAUUAUGUUCUCCGGAAUCUGUUGUCAUGGUGGAAGCCAAUCUUAAACUCCUGCGUUCUCUACACAGAACAUCAGCCUGGAAUAGCCACAUCAACAGAAAAAUCCUCCAGCAGCUCAGCAUGGUGAAUGAUCUAGAAAAAAGACAAACUGAAGAUGUUGAGAGAAGUGAAGAACAUGAAGGGAAAGAAGAGAGUGCUGAUUCAAAGGAAGGUCUAGAAGAAGAGAAGGAAGAUAAAACAGAAAAAAUGGAUGACAAAGAUAAGAAUGAAAAAUCUACAGGAACUCCGUUGUUGGAUUUGAAAAACAAAGAUACACUACACUUACUGUGUCAUGAGGUUUGGCCAAGCCUUGUCCUCAUAGGUGGCCUUGACCCAGGCCUUCGCGUUGGAGGUCGCUGCAUGCACCAGACUACAUUCAAGGUAGGGACAUUGAUGGGGGUAGCAAGGGAUGGAGCAAACACAGCAAAAGUCCAGUGGGAUGAUGGUGACUCUUCCUCAAGUGAUGCUCUGCUGUCAAAGUUAGAAUCAAAAGAACCACUUUCAUUUGAUGCAGACCGUCUUGUAGGAAUGACCACUAGUCAUUUGGAAACUCUGGUCAAACUCUCCCUACUGAUGGAUGAAAAACCAUCAAUGUUACAAGAAUCUAGACAACCCACAACAGAAAUUUCUACCAAUAAAGAGGAAGUGAUUGUCUCAAAAGUUCAGAAACUGAAACAAAGUGUUCUCGAUGAAACUAAUGCUUUAAUGAGAAAACUUGAUGAGGAUAUAGCUCGUGUGUUGGAAAUGGAGAUGCAGCAGCUGGCGGAAAUGGACCACAAUGCUGACAAACGCAAGGCCCCAUUGGUAACGGCAGAAACAUUUGAUGAUUCGUCAGCAAGCACCUGUACGGCCUCGCCACCAGUUCUGUCGCCGCGUGAUGAUCUGUUACCAGAGACAAAAGAACACCAGGAAACGGAAGGAACGUUAAAUCUUGAUGAUGAAUUCUGUGAUCCAGAUUCCUUGUCAUCAAAGAAUCCUCAAGAUUCUUUUCCUUCAACUUCAGAAAAACUCCAAACCAAAAAUCCACAUCCAAAUGAAUUCCAAAAGACUUCCGUUGAUGAAGCAUUUGUACCGGAUGAAUUGCACACAAUUAAAACAUCCUAUGUACAGGUCACUGCUCUAAAAGCUUUACACACUAUAUUAUUAAACAACAAGUUUAUUGAAAUGCUUCUUGUGCCAAAAUCAGACCUUUUGUCAGAAAGGAAUAAGGCUUUAGUUGACGGUACUGUAAUCCGCAGGGAUGAAGAUUUCAAAGUCACUUUGAGGUCAUUCAUGAAGAGGAUGGUUCGGUUAGCUCUGAGUCAGUCAGGGUUAUUGAGAGUGUUUUCAGUGUUAGAACUGGAAAGGGCACAUGCGAUUCUGUACAAGAUGAUAACUACAUCAAAAGCAGAGGAAGUCACCUGUAUUUCAGAAGUCAAAGAAAAGUAUGAAACAAUGACGAAAGACAAGGAGAAAAAUUUCAAUAUCAAGAAAAAACCACAGGAGUCAUGUGAUAUGGUUUUGGCAAACCAGCCACCAUCAUCUACCCAGCUGCCAAAUGUAACGCCAGAAGAAUUGUCCAACCAGGAAGAGGACCAGGAAAAUUACCAGCAGACAUCAAUCCUUCAAUAUGUUAGACGAGGGUCUGAUAGUCCCCACAGUUCGUUCUCACGUCAUCUGUUCAGUCGUCGGGCAAGGAGGGAGCGCUCACAGUCCACCACAGCAUCUCGCUACUCAGUAGUGCGGGUCCCACCAGCUGCACCACCCCUCAGGCCCUCCCCUCCCCCUCCCCAGAGGAAGCCUCCCCAUCUUCCAAUCAGGACCAGAUCACCGUCUCCACCACCUCCCCCCAUAGCCCUGUCACUUCUAGAGAUGGGGUUCACUCUUAAUGCUAUCAAGAGAGCACUCACAGAGACAUGUGUAAAUAGGAAUGAAGUGUCUGCCCAUGGCAUUAACACUUUAGCCAUGUGGAUGUUGGAACACCCUCUUGACAUCCAGGAACCAGAGGAAGCUGCCACAAAAAAUACUCGUGACACCAUACCAGGACAGGAGUCUGCCAGUAAUAUCAUCAGUGACUCACAGCCAUCUGAGGAUGAUGUCAGAGACCCAUACAGUAUGUUGCUGUCAAGACGUAUAUCAUUAGAGGGUUUAUUGAACGAAUCUAGUGAUGACUCUAAUGAGGAACCGGACACUCGUCGCUCACGCUACAUCAGAAGUCCACGACCAAUCUCACGUACACGUCAUGUGGACAUCAGAAGUUUUCUUUCUAAUACAGCUAAUGAUCGUGAGUUGGAGCGGUCAGAAUCCUUACAGAUUCCCAUGGAGACCAGCAGACCAUCAGACCUGUAUGAGAGAGUGUCAGAGAAUCAUGGGCUUAGUGAUGCAUUUGAUGUCCUCUGUGGUAACAUGAACCUGGAAAGUAUUGAUGACCUCUUCCCAACACAAACUGAGUCCACCUGGGACCUCAUGAAUGCAAUUAGAAUGGAGUUUGAAGCUGACCCUUCUGUGGUGUGUGAACUGUGCCAACAAGAAACAGACUACUUACUAGGUCACAUGCAGCUUGACCACCCCGGCUGUGGAAGGAUAUCUUGUUACAAUGUAUACAACAGUAAUGGUGUGUAUAGUAUGUGUCCGUGGUCAGUGGUUUGUGGCACAGGUUAUCCCAGCUAUGCUAUGUGUAGAGGCUGUCGGGAUCGGCACCUUGAACUCCAUAACAACAGAGGGAGCAACACAGAGGGAACAGAGGAACAGGGAGAAAGUCUGAGCAGUUCUACACAUAAGGCUCCAGAUCUCCUUAGCUCUGUUGACUUCACAGCUUUGGAGCAAGAAUUACAGAUGGGGUAUCGAGGAGGAACUCAUAUAGAUGAGACAGAUAACUUGCUACCGAAAUUAGGCAUCACAGACUGGAAACCAUGCCCUGACCCUCUCAAGUUUACAGAGAUGGAUCCACUGGGAUCUAAACUGGUGCUGGCUUCUGUAACAAAUGCUGGAUCAUCUUUAGAAAUAAUACAUACCCCUUCUCCAGCAUCACGUCCCGACAGUAAGUAUCGCACUCUGGGGGAGCAGGCAACCAACCUUAAGAACCCACGUGACCGUCAGAUUGCCCUUCAGAGGAUCACCUCAACUUUACAGGUGAUGUUGGCCCGCAGUAUUGUGAUGAAAGCUCUCUCUGUCCUGGCCAGCAGUGACUCAUCCUGUAGUUUACCAGCAGCCCUGGAGUACAUUGGCUUGUCUGAUAUCAUGGUGAUUGUACAGUUGAUGUGUCUGUGUGCCUCUGGUAAGAUCAGCUACCCACAGUCAGGCAAGACACAAGACAGUCUACAGAAUCUUACCAAGGCGCUCGGCUCAUUGGUCCAGGACAACCAGGUGUCCAUGAAACAACUUGUCAGAUUGUGUACACAGGAACUUUUGUAUGCUUCCAUGGGUAAGUCUAGUGGACAUCGCAGCAGUGCUGGAGUGGUUCGCAUGAAGAUCCCUGGGACAUCCAAACUGGCCCCAUUCGAACCUUCCAUGUUCACUGUAACGCAAUCUCUCGUGUCACUUCUCACAAAGAAUGGUUGGGGUCACAAGAUGUCAGAGAUGUUGGCCAGAGGACCAAAAUCCAAUCCAGACAGCCCUGGGGGAGUCCCACCACCCCCGGAGGAUGAGGGAAUCCAUCCCCUUCAACUAAUCAAUGCCUUAGCUGGAUGUGUGCUCUCCACCAAGGUACCUCCUGCACACAAAGAAUGGGCCAUUAAACAACUCCUUCAGUCUCUGUCCUCGCAUGCUGACACAUCAGAACGUCCUGUCAACCAAGUUGACCUUGGUGGUGACCUACCCAACUGUCCUGUGUCGAAGCUUGAAGGUCAUCAGAAUAGACUUGCUAUAUGUAAAUGGAGCCAGAAAAAGUCUAUGCUAGCUACCAGUGGCUAUGAUGGUACAUUACGUAUUUGGAGCCUGCCCAACAAAACACACCAGUUCCUACAACAGACAUGUGUAUUUAAUCGCGGUGAAGAUCUUUCUGGGGAAGACCUUGAUGGUCAUUUACUGGACAAUGUUUGCUGGAGUGCUAAUGGCCGUUUACUUGCUGGCUCAAUGGAUAACCUUGUUAAUAUUUGGAGCACUGGAGGCUCUAAGGGUAUUCUAGAUGUACACAGUCACUGGGUGUCUGCCCUGACUUGGCCCAGCCACAGGAGUAUGGUUGGUGGGUGUCUGGGUAUGACAGUCGACAUCCUUCUUGUGGGGCGAUUGGAUGGUUCCUUGGCUGCUGUAGAGAUUCUCGGUGGCUCUAGUUUCAACCGCAAAGAACUGGAUCAUUGCAGGCGCACCUCAGUGGCUGUUACUAUGCUGGCAUGGUAUGAUGAGGACAGAAACUUUGCUGCAGCUUACAGUGAUGGUGUGGUUACUAUUGGUAACCGCUCAGACUUCAAAACUCCAGUCACAACUGAGGCUCACCAGAACUCUAUCAAUGGUCUUUCCUGGGACCCUACUGGUCACCUACUGCUGACAUGUGCUGAGAAAGACAGUUGUGUGAAGGUGUGGCGACCAGGACGAGAGGGACUGUGCUUACUGUACCUCUUACCAGACUCUGACCCUGUCUGCUCAGUCAUGUGGUGCAGUGUUCAAGGCAAAGGAGAGAAUAAGCAACUGCUGUUGGCAAGGUGGGAGAUGAAAGAUUGCUAUGCCUGUAAUCCUAUAUAUCUGCCUCCAAUCUUUAAACAGAACCAAGACAUGGAAUGCAUGGAAGAGGUGAUUACCCUUAAACCUGUAAGGACUUUACAGGGGCAUAUGACCUCUGUAAACUCCAUGACCUUCAGUCCUGAUGGUCUUAUGCUGGCCUCUGGAUGUACAAGGGGAUGGGUCAACGUCUGGUGUCUGUCUGAUGGCUGUUUACUGCAGACCCACAUUGAGAAUGGAAUGGUGAAUGACCUUUGCUGGUAUGCCGAUUAUGGAUUGGCCAUUUGUUUCAACAGGAUCAAGGAUGUGGUUAUACUACACUAUAAUGCUGAGCUCCAUCAGAAGUCCCGAUGUAUCGCCAUGGCGAGAAAGAAGCUAAAGCAGCAAGGCAUUGUGGGAUUAAACCAGGCUCCCUGUUUGCUGAGCCUUCUACAACAGCUGCCGACCAUGCUUCAAGACCAGUACCUGUACGAAAAGCCAAUCGUUGUGUCUGGCCAGCAACUGGUGCACAGCCCUUACCUACAGUGUCUGGCUACCCUCGGGGUGGGACUGUCUAUGGAGUAUGUACUGUGUCACAACCAGACACUACUUCAUCACAAUACAGAAGACCAGGAUCUGUUGGUACCAGAAUGGCAAUGGCUUCUAUCUUUCUCCGCUGCCAUCAAGUCAGCUGAUGCAUUAACUCAAAGAAUGCAGUUCCCGGACUCCUUCAAAAUCCUGAAUAAGGACACCAGGAAUGGAGGAUCUGUUCCAAUGGAUAACAGCUGCUGGGACUUAAACAUGGACACCCAAAUCAUGUUGUGGGCUUUACAACGCCCAGAGGACUGGCAGCUAGGGGGGAAGUGUGAGGUAUUCCUUUGGGGUAGUGGACGCCACGGCCAGAUAUGUGAGGGUGGGAGGGCGUCUUUUGUACCCUCAAAAGUCUCCUCAUUCUCAUGUGCUCAGAAAGUGAUAUGUGGACAGAACUGCACGUUUGUGAUCCAGAAUAACGGUACAGUACUGGCCUGUGGGGAGGGAAGUUAUGGCCGCUUGGGACAGGGGAACUCGGAUGAUCAUCAUUCCCUUACAGCCAUAUCAUCACUACAGGGGUUUGUGGUAAUACAGCUUGCAACCUCGGUGGGGUCAGAUGGUCACAGCCUCGCUCUGACUGAGAGUGGAGAGGUGUUUAGCUGGGGUGAUGGUGACUAUGGCAAAUUGGGACAUGGCAAUAGUGACAGACAGCGCCGCCCACGACAGAUUGAAGUUCUACAGAGGGAGGAAAUUGUACAGCUUUCGUGUGGAUUUAAGCACAGUGCUGUGGUGUCAGCAGAUGGAAAAUUAUUUUGUUUUGGUAAUGGAGAGUAUGGGCGUCUAGGAUUGGGUAAUAUCGUCAACAAGAAGAUACCACACAGAGUCACAGCACUAGACAGCUACCAGAUUGGACAAGUGGCAUGUGGGUUGAAUCACACCCUGUGCGUGUCUACAGAUGGGACAAAUGUCUGGGCCUUUGGUGAUGGAGAUUAUGGCAAGCUGGGCCUGGGGAACACCACGGGUAAACAUCUCCCAACCAAGAUAGAGGCACUCCAGGGUCAGACCAUUAAAAAGGUGGUUUGUGGAGCUCAGUUCUCUGUAGCUCUCUCCAAAGAUGGCAGAGUGUUUACCUGGGGACAAGAUCGCCUGAUUGGUCAGCCAGAGUUCAGAGGGCGUGGCCACAUGAAGCCUCAAGAGGUGACAGCCUUGUCAGGAUAUUAUGUAGAAGAUGUGGUGUGUGGGGCAGAACACACUUUGGCUCUAACCUGUACAGGGGAUGUCUGGGCAUGGGGCAAUAACAGUGAGGGCCAGUUAGGGAUUGGCCAUACCAACACACCAGUGAGGGAGCCGCAACUAGUACCCUGUCUCACUGGCAAAAAUGUCAAACAGAUAUCAGCUGGUAGGACCCACAGUGCCUCGUGGACAGCACAGCCUCCUCCUCAAAGAAAACCAGGAGUACCUCUUCCCCUCCAGCUGGGCAUCCCAGAGUGUGUGCCUCCUCAGUAUACAGCCUUGACAGGAGUGAGCCUGGAGGAUAUACAGGGACGCUUCAAACUUCUGCACCACUUCUCUGACCUCAUAUACUCUUCCUGGAGACUACUCCCACUGACUUGUAUCCAGUCGACCCUUACCCAAUACGAGGCUGGCAUGGCAGGAAUCGUGGAUGGAAGAUUGCGUCCACUUCUCUCCCCGAGGGUCUACACACUUCCCCUUGUCAGGGCAAUCGGCAAGACCAUGGUCCAGGGAAAAAAUUAUGGACCACAGAUUACUGUCAAACGCCUCUCUACAAGGGGGAAGAAGUGCAAGCCUGUGUUUACUCAGAUAGCCCAGCAGGUGGUUAAAUUGAAGGCAGAUGAUUUGAGACUGCCUGCACGGGCCUGGAAGGUGAAGCUGAUUGGGGAAGGAGCAGACGACGCUGGUGGUGUGUUUGAUGACACCAUUACGGAGAUGUGUCAGGAGCUAGAGAUGGGAGUGGUCCCAGUGCUAAUUAAAACACCAAAUGCUCAGAACGAUUCUGGAAACAACCGAGACAGGUUGUUGUUGAAUCCGUCAUUGACUUCUGAUGAGGACCUGACUAUGUUCAAGUUUCUGGGAGUCCUGUUUGGAGUGGCCAUUCGGACAAAGAAACCGCUUGAUCUACACUUAGCACCGUGUGUCUGGAAAUUACUUGUUGGCAUUCCUCUCAAACAUGAGGACUUGGAGGAGGUAGAUCACCUUUACAUCCAGAGUCUGAUUGGUAUCUCUGACAUACAGAAGAGUGGAGUCAAUGAGACUAACUUCCAUGAGUUCAUUCCACUGGACAGCUUUCUAGGACAGAGUUCAGAUGGCCGACUAAUUCCAGUGAUUCCUGGUGGAAGUACGAUUCGUCUCCACUUCCACAACAGGAGAGAUUAUGUUGAGGCUGUCCUUACCUACAGACUCCAUGAGAUGGACAGACAAGCUGCAGCAGUGAGAGAGGGUAUGGCAUGGAUUAUACCUGUACCUCUGUUGACAUUACUGUCCCCUCGGGUCCUGGAACAGAUGGUGUGUGGAAUGGAGGAUAUGAAUGUGGAUAUCCUUCGUAAAGUUGUCAGAUACCGAGGUAUAGAUGAGAAGAAUGAAGUGGUGCGUUGGUUUUGGGAAGUUCUGGAGGCCUUCAGUAAUGACGAACGGAUCCAGUUCCUGCGAUUUGUUUCAGGAAGGACACGAUUGCCAGCCAACCCCUCGGAUAUAUCACAGCGAUUCCAGAUUAUGAAUUCUGAUAGGGGUGUAGACUGUCUUCCCACAUCACAGACCUGUUUCUUCCAGCUUCGUCUACCAUCUUAUCCUAGUCGCGAAGUUCUGGCAGAAAAGUUACGCUACGCCAUUUACAAUUGCCGGUCAAUUGAUAUGGACAACUACAUGUUGGCACGUAAUGUGGAAAAUGAUGUUCCGUCUGAUGAUGAAGGAAUGGAAUAUAUGUAGACAUGUAGAAACUGAGAGCACAAAGAUGUCUGCAACUUACAGGAAUGUUUCCCUAUAGAAGAGUCUUUAAACUAUUUCUUUGUAUUCUUGGAUGUAUGUAAGGAACAAUAUGCAACAAGUCAUCCAGACCUAAAUUUCUUAUCAAAUACCUUUCCACAGAAAGAAGGAAAUUUAUGAAGUUCUUAUGUUAAAGACCAACUUUCAUAAGUAUGUUUCUGACGAUAUUUCCAACAUUGAAAAUUAUCUUAUUGGUGAUUCAAACUGAGUAGCAAAAAAUUGCUUCACUACGUUUAACUUUAUAAUGCUGUACUUGCCCAUCCUGCCUACAGUGUUGAUAAAAAAUAGCACACAAGUUUGGUUUUUGACAAUAUCAGCUUGUAUACUGUAUUGUUUAUUUGUCCCAAUAUUGGGGACAUGUAGUGUUACCUUUGUCCAUCUGCCAUUCCAUGCUGUCAAGCCCUGUCAUAUGUUAAUGUCAUAUCUGGAGAGCCUUUCAACAGAUUUGAUUCACAUAUACUAUCAUACCAUCAAGUGCUUAAUCUGAUUAGAUUUUAGUUUGUAUGGGGGCAUUCAUGGCUUAAAGUCUGAUGGUUAUGAGUGAGGGAUGGGUCUGGAAAUUAAAAUCAGAAUCGGUGUAAAAGAAAUGGUUAUAUAUGUGAUUUGUUUUGUACACUUGAUAUAUUAGUGUGUGAUUGAAAAGUGUAUAUUACAAAACAAUAUAUUCUAAGUGUACUCUGUAUAUGCAUAAUAAGAAACAUCAUCUUGACAUCAGUUCCACACCAUUAAGUAUCUCAAAGCAGCCAUUUUGUCAGGAAAAAAAUUGAAAUUAAAUCUAUUCACCAUGAAAUAGUACGAGUAUAUAUUUCAAAGGCAAAUUUGUGAAUUGUGCACUUGUGGGCCACUGUAGGCUCAAUCCAACGUCUCUGCCAUUCAGUGAUGUCAUCAGAAACAGAUGUGAAGUUUUGUUUCUGAUACACAUGUCAGUUAUUUCAGGUGAGAGAAUUUGAGGUUGCAGCUGAAGAUAUUAUGGAAAAUGCUGGUGUUUAUUUGAUAAAUCUUAGAAGUAUAACACAUUUCAAUUCAAAUGUGUAUUUAUUUAGUUGCAAGUUAUCGAAGUAGCAUAGCUAGCAUGAUACAAUUGUAUGGGUCCGAAACUAAUGCAACAAGGAUAACACAAUCAGUAUUUGUGUUAUGUGUCAUAAAUUAUAAUAUUCGUGCGCUGUGUACAUUAUAGUUAGCUAAUUUAUUUUAAGAGACUUUGCACUAAGGUAAUUUAUAUAUUCUUUUAAAACAAACUGUGAUAUAUGGCUUAGAUGUGUGUGUAAUAUGUGUGUGAUUUAAAUUAAGGUGAAAAACUUUGUAUUUCAAUUUUUCAAAAUUUGUAAUACAGUAUAGGUUUUUGUAUUAACCGAAUAAGUGCAAAAAUUGUGAACUGGUUCGCAAUAGCCUCUUGUCAAUUUCUGUGCAAUUCUUCAUUGCGAAAACAAGUUUUUAUUUUGUUUUAUUUUUUUGUGCAGUUCUUCCCAUUCAAAAAUUUACAUGACUAGAAUUUGAUUUUAAUUGCCCAACAAAAACUGACAGUGCUAAGAUGCUUGAUUAGCUGAUGAUACUUUAUAGCAUUUCAAACUUUUGAAGGGUUGGGGAAAAAUACUUGUCCUGCACUUUUGGAGAAAUGUCAAGCUCUCUACACUACACUAUUAGUUUUAUUGCGAUCAGUAUCAGAAUUCUAUUGCUCAGAUUGUUGGAAUGUUGAAGUAUUUUAUUGUAUGCAGAGUGCGACGUUCACAAAAAUGUUGUAACAUGUACACCAAGUCCAAUAUCUAUGACUGUGUCUGCCAAAUAAAAUAUGGAAUAUGUC